Ficedula albicollis (Collared flycatcher) is the source of this 3721-nucleotide messenger RNA. RefSeq names its product protein O-mannosyltransferase 2 (gene POMT2). Gene Ontology annotation, cellular component: membrane. Gene Ontology annotation, molecular function: mannosyltransferase activity. Gene Ontology annotation, biological process: protein O-linked glycosylation. The record is from RefSeq and is a predicted model, not a curated record. The transcript has 20 exons. Bases 21 to 2003 code for a protein of 660 amino acids. NCBI's taxonomy places the organism in Eukaryota, Metazoa, Chordata, Aves, Passeriformes, Muscicapidae.
AUGAAACUCAUUUUGGGAAGAUGGGAAGUUACUACAUUAAUCGGACCUUCUUCUUUGAUGUCCAUCCCCCUUUGGGGAAGAUGCUGAUUGGACUUGCUGGCUACCUUAGUGGCUAUGAUGGUACAUUUCCUUUCCAAAAGCCAGGGGAUCGAUAUGAGCAGCACAACUACAUAGGGAUGAGAGGGUUUUGUGCAUUUCUCGGCUCCUGCCUGGUUCCCUUUGCCUACCUCACAGUGUUGGAACUGUCAAAGUCACUGCCAGCAGCCUUACUUACGGCUUUCAUCCUUAUUUUUGAUACAGGCUGUAUUACAUUGUCCCAAUAUAUUCUGCUGGAUCCCAUUCUAAUGUUCUUUCUCAUGGGAGCUGUUCUGAGUAUGGUGAAAUGUAACAGUUGUGCAGACAGGCCAUUUUCUGCCUCCUGGUGGUUCUGGCUGAGUCUGACUGGUGUGAGCCUUGCUGGAGCAAUGGGAGUAAAAUUUGUUGGCCUUUUUGUAGUCCUCUUGGUUGGCCUGAACACAAUCUAUGACCUAUGGGACUUGCUGGGGAACCUCAGCCUGUCACUGGUCAUGUUUGGGAAGCAUUUACUGGCUCGUGUACUCUGCCUCAUCGUGCUCCCGCUUGCCCUCUACACGGCUAUGUUUGCUGUUCAUUUUGCAGUGUUAAAUAGAAGUGGUCCUGGGGAUGGUUUCUUCAGUUCAGCUUUUCAAUCCCAGCUGAUUGGGAACAAUCUUCAUAAUGUCUCCAUUCCAGAGCAUUUGGCAUAUGGGUCUGUGGUCACAAUGAAGAACCUUCGGAUGGCAGGGGGAUACCUUCACUCCCACUGGCACCUCUAUCCGGAGGGCAUUGGGGCUCGCCAGCAGCAGGUCACUGCCUACUUACAUAAAGAUUUGAAUAACCUGUGGGUCAUAAAGAAGCAUGAUUCAGAUACAGCAGAUCUGUCUGACCCCUCAAGUCCUGUGGAGUUUGUGAGGCAUGGAGAUAUUAUUCGUCUGGAACAUAAAGAAACUUCUAGAAAUCUGCACAGUCACCAGCAUGAGGCUCCCCUGACAAGGAAGCAUUUUCAGGUCACUGGCUAUGGAAUAAAUGGAACAGGAGACUCCAAUGACUUCUGGAGGAUUGAAGUGGUAGGCAGGAAGACUGGGAAGCUCAUCAAAGUCCUGCGGAGUCAGGUCCGGCUAACCCACGUGGCCACGGGGUGUAUUUUGGGAUCCUCUGGAAAGACUCUGCCAAAAUGGGGCUGGGAACAAGUAGAAGUCACCUGUACACCAUACUCAAAGGAGACACCCAAUUCCCUCUGGAACUUUGAAGAUCAUAUUAACCCUAAAUUGCCCAAUAUCAGCCUGGAUGUUUUGAAGCCUUCUUUUGCAGAAAUUCUGCUAGAAUCUCACAUGGUUAUGAUCCGGGGAAACAGUGGCCUCAAACCAAAGGACAAUGAAGUUACAUCCAAACCUUGGCACUGGCCCAUCAACUACCAGGGACUGCGCUUUUCUGGUGUCAAUGAGACGGAUUAUCGGGUUUAUUUGCUUGGAAACCCGGUGAUUUGGUGGCUAAAUCUGGUCACUAUUGGGUUAUAUCUUCUGAUAACAGUUUGCACUGCAGUGGCACUGAAGAGAGGUGUCCAGCUGACAUCUGAACUCAAAGAACUGUCCAGAGUUGUGCUACGUGCUGGAGGGCAGAUCACACUGGGCUGGCUCCUUCAUUACCUCCCUUUUUUUAUGAUGGGACGAGUUCUCUAUUUCCACCACUACUUUCCUGCAAUGCUUUUUUCCAGCAUGUUGACAGGAAUCACCUGGGAUGCACUACUGAAGUUCUGUGCUGUGUUCUUGUCACCCAGCACUACAGCUAGAAAGAUAUAUGGAGGUGGAUUCCUGGCACUGGUUCUGCUCAUCCUGUACAGCUUCUACCUCUUCCAUCCACUGUCCUAUGGGAUGAUAGGACCCAUGGCCUCCAACCCUAGCAGCCCCAUGGCAGGGCUCCGGUGGAUGGACUCCUGGGAAUUCUAGAGCAAAGGAAGCCUGGGAACAGCGGAUCAGAAACAUGAGAUCUGCUGCAUGUUGGGCUGAUUCUGGUGCUUUGAAGAUGUGACUAUAAAAUGCCCCCUCUGGAGAACUCUGGGUAUAGUAACCCUGUUGCUUUGGCAUUUGUUUGCACUGCCUGCAUUGGAAGAUGCAGAGGAUGAGAAGGUCCCCUUAAAUUAGAAGACUCAUGUCCUGGAUCCUUAGGUUGUAUUAAUGGACAACUGGCUGCCUAAAUGCCAAUUCCUUCAAGCAGUUUAUGUCAGUCAAACAGCAGUGGCAUUCCAGCAGCCAGAGCAGUACAAGUUGGAGCUGUCUGUGGUUGCAUGUACAUUCUGUGUGUGUGUGUAUCUUCCUUCUUGUAAUCUAAGCAUCACUACAGUUUGAAGCACUAUAGGACUUCUAUCAUGAUUAACAACAUUUUUAUGGUGAGGUUUUUGAAAGCUUACUGUAAGUAUCUGGGGACCUUCAUUCUACCUGCCUUGGCUAUCUGAAGGUUUUUUGUUCUGACCCUGGAUUUUUAAAAUUUGACUGAAAGGGUCUGUUGGAAAUCUCCUGAGCCAUUGUGCCUUGCCUGUCUUCCAGGCCCUCUGCAGAGAUGGAAAUUGUUUAUUCCUAUAUACUGCCUUGCUUUCCAGUCACCUUUAAUAAUUUAUACAACUCACCUAGCAGGCCUGUUUUUGGGGCCAGACCGUUCCAGCUCACCUCUUUGUAGCUUCUUUCAGUUCUGUCUGAAGGUGCCAAGGAAAUUACAGUGGAAGUGGCAGGUGAUAUAUUUUCAGUCCCGGUAUGCUGUGGAGACCAGCACGGGGAUGUACUAGAGACUGUAAUGAUACCUUGGAAAUCUUACAGACAGCUGUCAUUCAGCUUUUGUUCCCAGCGAUUUCAGUGCCAGUGCCUUUGCUUUUAGGGGAAGGCUUCAUCUCAAUGCAUGUGGCAUCUGCAAAACUGGCUGCUGGUGCCAAAGUAUCUGCUCAGUGUUCCCAUAUUGAACAAGUUCCUUCUUUAGACUGCUGAAUAUCAAAUUACAAGAAAAUGUGAGGCCAGGCAAAAAUUCUUUGUCUGUGAAGUGUCAAGAGCCAUUGGAUGUUGAAUCCACCCCUUCCAAGAAAGCAGAGUUUGAUUUAUCAGGUGCCUUUGUCCUGUGUUAGGUCUAUUUUUGUCUAUGUUUCUUUUAUUCUGUUUCCUACUCUUCAUCCAGUGUCGAUUUCUUGUCACAGUUCAAGUUGCUAUCUUGUAGCAUCCAACAUAAAUGACACUUAGAUCACAGCUGUGUUCCUAUCUCAAGAAGUAAUAUUUGAAAAACUCUUUUGUGUGUGUUUCAAUUAACUCAUGCCUUUCAUUUCAGAGUUCUUGCUUUGCUUCACAGCCUUGCAUCAAAAUUACAGUUAGACAGAAAGUGCAGGUGGGUUUGUCUGCCUUUAAACAUGGACUGUGCAUUUAUUUGUCUUUCCAAAUCUUGGAUUCCAAUACAUUUCCUACCACACAGAAGGGCUGCAUUAGCAUAGUUGUUCUGUGGGGGGGACUAGACUCCAGUCAGACUUGCUUUGGUUCCUCUUUAAUAAAGAUCCAUAGCAUUGUUCAGUAAGGCAGCUGCUUGCUUUGUAAGGCUCUGGUUUGGUGUGUCACAUCUCUCCAGAAACUGACUCCUAGAGAUACUAGCUCAGAUGGGAUGGAGCUGUGCUUUUGAUUCUAAAGGUUUUGAG